Molecule: messenger RNA, 1973 nt
Organism: Oreochromis niloticus (Nile tilapia)
Lineage: Eukaryota; Metazoa; Chordata; Actinopteri; Cichliformes; Cichlidae
Product: fucolectin-1
Exons: 6
Coding region: 252-1184 (310 amino acids)
Source: RefSeq, a predicted model, not a curated record
AACGUUAGAAAUUUAGGACAUGACUGUGGAAGUGAAACACAGAUGCCUGGGAACAAACCACUGGGUCGUGAAUAGACAGAGCUGAAGCGGAACAUGAGAUAAAUUUUAACGUUUGGUGUGGUGUGAUUCAGCCGAGAGAUGAGAUGCAAUAAUAAAAACAAACAGAAAUAUCAUUAAUAACAGCUUUUGUUUCAGGAAAAAGGCAACUGCUUUGUCAGGAUCCUCAGAUAUCAUCUUUCAUAACCAGAAUAAUGAAACCGAGUGUUUUCCUUUUGCUGCUCCUCUUAAGAACAAGUUCGACUUCCAGUUACCAAAAUGUGGCCUUGCGUGGUACAGCAGCCCAGUCGAUCUCUGAAAACAACAUCCUCUCAGCUGCCCACAAUGCAAUUGAUGGAAACCGUAACUCUGACUUCAGGGCAGGAUCGUGCACACUCACUAGUGCACAGAUGAGUCCCUGGUGGAGAGUGGACCUGCUUCAGUCCUACAUCAUCACUUCUGUCACCAUCACCAACAGAGGAGACUGCUGUCAUGAAAGGCUAAAUGGGCUAAAGAUCCACAUAGGCAACUCUUUGGACAACGAAGGUUUAGGAAACCCAAAAGUUCGUGAAAUUUCUGAAGUUGGUGCUGGCAUAUCCUUCAAUGUGACUUUCACUGACCGAGCAGAGGGGCGCUAUGUUAUAUUGACUCUGCCUGGUUCAAGAAAGAUUCUCACACUCUGUGAGGUGGAAGUCUAUGGAUACCUUUCUCCAACUGGAGACAAUCUUGCACUUCAAGGAAAAGCCACACAGUCAUCAUUGUAUGGAUUUGGAUUUGCAUACAAUGCUAUUGAUGGAAAUCGUAACAGCAAGUGGGCAGAGGGCUCCUGCACUCACACAAACAACAACAUCAGCCCCUGGUGGCGACUUAAUUUGCGCAAAACCCAUAAAGUGUUUUCUGUUCAAAUUGUCAACAUUGACUCCAACCCCGAACGACUCAAAGGAGCUGAGAUUCGCAUUGGAGAUUCCCUUGACAACAAUGGCAACAACAACCCCAGGUGUGCAGUGAUCACAAACAUCGCAGGAGGUGCUGUUGCUAAUUUCACAUGCAAUGGAAUGGACGGCCGCUAUGUGAACAUUGUCAUCCCGGACCGAGAAGAGUUCCUAAGUCUGUGUGAAGUUGAAGUGUAUGGAUCUAAACUUGAUUAGGUCCAUAACAUUCAACUUUUACACAUGAUCAUAUGAACCAAAACUCAUCUGUCACUUACUACUCACUUAAUCAUAUCUAUCUCUCUAUCUAUCUCUCUAUCUCUCUAUCUAUUAUAUAAUCCUACCAGUGGCUACACAAAGCUGAACUGAAAGACAGCACAGAGGCACUAAUCAUGGCAGCACAGGAACAAGCUCUGAGCACAAGAUCCAUAGAGACUGGGGUUUAUUACACCAGGCAAGAGGAGGGUGAAGGUAACAGUGGUCCCAGUGGUAAUUGGAGCAUUCGGUGCAGUGACUCAAAGCUAGCCAAGUGGCUCCAGCAGAUCCCAGGAACAAGAUCCGAGAUCUCUGUCCAUAAGAGAGCGCAGUGCUAGGAACAGCAAGGAUACUGGGCAGGACCCUCAAGCCCCCUGGCCUCUGAUAGAGGACCUAGGCUUGAAUGAUAAAGAGCGUCCGGAGGGGAGAGAGAGGAAUUUUUAAAUAAAACAAACAAACAAAAAAAACACAUACUUUUUACACCCAUCUCGCCCCUGCAGGCAGUUUUAUCUGACAUAUGAAUUUUGAAUACAUAUACAUAUAUAUAUAUAUAUAUAGAUAUAUAUAUAUAUAUAUAUAUGUAUAUAAACAUGUAUACAACCUGCACGUCCUGAUAGAUGUCUGGAAAUGUUUUCAUUCCAGCUCCUAAUUUUUUUUCCUACCAUAAGCAAUUGAUGGAUUGUCAUUGUACCUGCUGAAGAAAAGGCUGUAUGUAACGAUUAUUGAAAUACAAUAAAACCAUUUAAAACCUUU